UUCUCUCUCUGGAUAGAAUCAGCUCCUGCGCGCUGCUGCUUCAUUUUCCUUUUCAUCGAUUCUCUCUUUUCUAUUUUUUUUUAAGAAGAUGCCGAAACGUGAUAGAAAAGUGAUGCAGAGAAGAUCGGGAAUCGACCGUUCGACAGCGCAAGACUGGCAGUAGGAAUCAAUCAUCGAUUUGUUGCAAAUAUAUUUUUACUUCAUCUAAUAUAUUUAAAUUAUUUUUACCGUUAUUUUCUGUUUACCUCGUGGGAUUAAGAUUUUUUAUAUACGAGCUAAUCGAGGCGUAACGGGUCAGUGAAGACAUCAUCACCGACAGAGUGGAGCUCUGCGCAUCAGGCUGCACGAGAGCAAAAAGUUUUUAAGAUGUCAUUUUUAUAAGAUCGCUUGUUCACUUCACGUCCUGCUCCCUGUACGCUGCUGCAGGCUAUGCAUUGAAAACCAGAGGCGAUUCACAAUAUUCACUGUUGAUCAAACACGAAGGAGAUCUUCUUUUCUUUUUUUGGACGAUAUCAUAACACGCGACGAGGGGGUGAAGAGUGUUUAUCCGUGUUUGAGCUCGAACUCUUCUUUUAAAUCGAGGACAGUAGCAAAGCGUCUCUGCUUCAAACUCUGGAGAGCCUGGCUAUAUGAAGAUCGCCACACAGUUGUUGGUUUCCCCUCGCAGAAAUGCCAGUGCGUGCUGUGACCACCAGGUUCAUGUACAAGGGACUUUGCACUAUUCCAGACAUCCUCACCUACCGGACUCCUGUAAUCCUGCCUGAGGAUGAGGUGGAAGAGAUUCGCGAGGCGUUCAAGGUAUUCGACCGGGAUGGGAACGGCUUUAUCUCGAAGCAGGAGCUGGGGACGGCCAUGCGCUCACUGGGCUACAUGCCCAAUGAGGUGGAGCUGGAGGUCAUCAUCCAAAGACUGGACAUGGAUGGUGACGGCCAGGUCGGCUUUGAGGAAUUUGUCACUUUACUCGGACCUAAAAUCUCCUCUGCUGGAAUGCCCGACAAGUUCCACGGGGCCGACUUUGACUCAGUGUUUUGGAAGUGCGACAUGCAGAAACUGACAGUGGACGAGCUGAAGAGACUUCUGUACGACACCUUUCGUGACCACCUCACUAUGAAGGACAUCGAGAACAUCAUCAUCACUGAGGAGAGCCACCUGAACAGCCCAGAGUCCCACGUGGACAUCGACACAAGCCCAACGCAACAGGAAAAACACACAUGUGUGCGCAAAAGCCUGAUUUGUGCCUUCGCCAUCGCUUUCAUCAUCAGCGUUAUGCUCAUCGCAGCCAAUCAGAUGCUCCGCAGAGGGAUGAAGUGAAUGUGCCGCUGAUUUCAAUAAGGUUGGACUGAAAACGCUAAUCUUAACCCAAAUACGUUUCUCUUACUGGUUUUGUUUCAGUGCUUUCGACGGCCGCGACGACGCUUCAACAGCUUCUCUCCACAACGGAUUACUUGAUGUCAUGCAGUGAUUCUGUGUGACCACAACAUGGUGAAACAAAAAAAAGAAACACAUUUCAAGGGCUGGUUAGUACCCUAAAGCAGUCAGACUCAGAUCUCUGAUGUUUGUAAUGAAUUAGAUAGUGAAGCAGACUGUAGAACACGUCCAUGUACAGUAUGUGCUGUAGUGAUAGCUGUCUGCUGUGUCUAAUAUCUCUAAAACAACCAAUGUUAUGGAUUAGAGCUCAAUGCGAUUUGGAAUGCGCCUAAUAAAGGUUACAGUGCUAAAGCAAUACAAGGGUAGCGAUGGGAUACAUGUUGUUGUUUUAAAUCACUUGCUUAAAACACAAUGCAGUGUUGCUAUAUUUUGUGUGUGUGUGUGUGUGUGUGUGUGUGUGUGUGUCUGUGUGUGUGUGAGUGUGUGUGUGUGUGUGUGUACAGAUAUCUUUGUGAGGACAAGUUAGGACCUUCAACCCUGCACAUUUUGGCCACCUCCCACACAAAAGCAUUUAGUUGGGUAGAGGGUUAGGGAAAGCAUUAUGCCAAUGAGGGUCCUCACUAAGAUAAAAGUACAAGCGUGUGUGUGUGUGUGUGUGUAUUUUUUAUUUGUCCAAAACUGUGACUAAAUACCGGUGCAACCAAAAAAACAUUCCCAUAUCUGUACUUUGUCUUUUGUGCUUGUACAAUGCUUAUACCUGCUCAACAUCAACAUGUUAGCAUUGUCAGUGUAAGCUGUUAUAGCCGAGUACUCACAGAGCCACUAGCUAGUCCAGGAUGAACUGCAUGUAGUGUAGUUAUAUACAGCUUUAGGACUACACAUGUGACAUCACACAAAUCUGUCAGAGUGCACUGAUUUGUCACUUUAGAAAAAUAUUUUGUAAAGCAUAUAUCGAUGUAAAAAAAAAAGCAAAAGCAUCAAAAGAAGAGAAGUGCAUUGCCCAAGUACAAAGAACCCAUGAAUUAAAAAAACUGUUGAAAAGAGACAACGACCCUUAACCACAUGCUGUGUGCUCCAGUCAGCCCUUCUGCAGAAAAAUCCUGUGGCAUAAUUCAAGGAUGUUUUUUACGCUCAGAGUGAGACCUCUCAGCGGAGCAGCUGGGGAUUCCUCUGUAAGUCACACAGCUGCGUACCGAGCUGAAAGGUUUUGAGCCGUCAGUUUAAGAUGGCGGUAAACAAUGAAGUACAAAUUAAAGUCAUGACACCGAAGGCAAACAUCAAAUCCCUGAAAUGUCAGACGUGAGUGGACGUGGGUGUUUAUGCAAAGAUUCCCAGGAUGAACCGUAAACCCCUGCAACUUGUGAAACAUGUCUCCAUCUGCCUGUGAUACUUCAAAUGUUACAUAUUUCAAAUAACUUUGAAUCCAAGGCACCAAAGUGAAAAGCUGUGUACCCUGGACAAGCAGCCCUUAGUAAAAACCAAUCACAAUACGCGUAGGGUUCAAAUUAAACUGUAAUAUUUAUAGCAGACAAGUAACUUCACACAAACACACCUGCAUGAACAUUACACCUGAACUAAAUGUGUGUGCUAUGUGUGUGAGGUCCAAUCUUGAAUCCCGAUGUACGUAUUUAAAUAAUUAUGCAAUUUGUAUAGUGGUCAUCGCAAGAAAUAUUCUCAGUAUAUGACAUUUUCCAGUAAAUGUCAAAUUUUGUGGACGUGCCAACAAAUACUCAACACUCUGCAGUAUGCUGUGAACGAUGAUUUAACAUAUCAUGAGAAUGUUGUUUUCCGGCUUUUACAUGGAACACCAAAACAACAUAUUGUUUAAAGUAUAACAUGGUUAUAUUUUCUUACUUGGAAAAGUGAAACGUUGAAUCUAAGUGAUUUUAUUAUGAACGUCAGCAUAAUGUUUUGUAAAAAAAAACUAUAUCCAUAUAUAAUAUACAAAAAUAUCAGGUUUCUGAUGUAUCAUUUCCAGUUUGACUGGAUAUUCAAAUACAAGUUAAUGUGUGUAUUAAGCCCAUGCUCUUACAUGCAUUUUUCUGAUUUGUUAAGAUUAAUUUUUCUGAAUGUUUUAUUUUACAAAUCUUUGUCAAAUUAGACGAGUUUUACUAAAUGCUAUAUAUUUUUCUCACUCUUUUUAUCUUAAAGUUUAUCGAAGCUCGACCGCAAGAUGAGACAGUGGCAAUAAAACUGAUAUUUGAUCUCAUAGUAGCUCUUAAUGUAUGACAUACAUAUUCAAUCACAUUACCUCUCCAUGUGAACAUAUCACAUAAUAAGGUGUGGGUUUGUGCAAAUAUAAAAUAUAUUUAUUGUGUCAAAUCUUGUCUUAAGACAUAUAAGCCGAUAUUGUGUCCUAUUCUGUGUUGGUGUUUUAAUGAGUGGAUUUCUGUAAACUCUGUUGAUGGUUGGCUUAGUUCAUUUGAUUUAAACUGUUUGAUAUCUUCGGUUCUGUGCCUUUGUCAUCUGGAGAGUACCUGCAUUCCCACGCCCUGUCUGAUAUUAACUUUAGCAGAUUUUAGAAAGAUGCAAAACACAUUUAAUAAAAAUCCUGAAUUCUAAUCUAAUGUUAAAUGUAUUUUUGAACUGUAACUUGUUAUGCAGUGGGAUAACUAAACUGAAUUGUUGGCUAUGUGUAUGAAGUAUCUGGAGGAAGAGUUGCAAAUGUCAUUGAAAAGAAUGAAGAAUGUGAAUUCCAAUAAGCUAAAUAAGAGUCAGACAUAUUUUGAGCUUCUGAAAUAAUGUUCAAAAAAAUAUUUGUUGUAUAUCAACUUUUGUGUGCAUGUAAAAAAAAAACUACACUCACGCAUCUGACUGAAAAGUUCUCACGAAUUCAAGUUUGUGGAUGUGCAAUAAAGUUUUGCAGCUGUAGAAAUA
Messenger RNA from Platichthys flesus (European flounder), 4245 nucleotides. It is a transcript of the gene cabp7b, whose product is annotated as calcium binding protein 7b. The record is from RefSeq and is a predicted model, not a curated record. NCBI's taxonomy places the organism in Eukaryota, Metazoa, Chordata, Actinopteri, Pleuronectiformes, Pleuronectidae. The transcript has 5 exons. The coding region runs from base 670 to 1311 and encodes 213 amino acids. Gene Ontology annotation, molecular function: calcium ion binding.